Messenger RNA from Symbiodinium natans, 1236 nucleotides. NCBI's taxonomy places the organism in Eukaryota, Dinophyceae, Suessiales, Symbiodiniaceae. The record is from the annotation of a GenBank genome assembly.
AUGAUAAUGCUGAGGCUCGGUUGCCGGCAACCAUUGCAACAAUGUUGCAAAGCUCCCACAAACUGUCAGCCUGCAACGUGUCUUGUUGCAGCCCGCGGUCUAGUGACGAUUCCUUUUGAAGAGCUGCGUUCCCGCAUAUCGAUUGACAAGGGUUGGCAGACACGAGAUGCCUACGCUGGCUGCCAACUUGCCACACUCAGCCCGCAGUCGCGCGGGCACGUUCUAGAAAGAGCAGUGAGGUCGAUCUAUGCCCAGCUGCAGCCAGGUUGCGUGAUCUCGGAUCCCACGCCUGGCCAAAGAUGCGAUGGUAGGCGACGCUCACUGCAUCAAGCUGAAUAUGAUUGGAUGUGCGACGCCCGAAGAGUGGAAUGCAAGACUGGUCAGCUGUGCUGGAGCGAGAAGCACAGCGUUUGGACUGUUUCCUUCCACAAUAUAAAGUUUGAGCUUCUGGACGAGCUACUUUUAAUCAUGUACACUCCAUUUCGUAUCCACUUGCUUCUGCAUGACCAUAAAAGCGGCGUCAGUUGCACAGGAAGUAGAGCUGCGUCGCGCGGUGUUCGGGUGAAGUACAGCUCUCCGAAACACGUACGCUCAUGCGCAGCUGCCACCCAAGCCAUCCUUGAGCAGUUUGCCUGCCAGCUGGUGGCAAGCGAACCGACGUCACACGAGGCAGUCCAACAGGCUUACGGCCACUACGGUCGCUCUAUGGCAGCUCAAAAAGCCUCAGCUGCGUUUCGAGACCAUCCGCUUGGAGGCAUGACCCCCACUGCUCGUGGCAUGUACAUCGAGCAGCUUGUUUGGGAGGUGGACAGAAUGCUCUACCCAAGCAGUCAUUUCCGAUCGCAGCUGCACACUGCAAGACAGGAUUGGUUUCGAGACAACUUGCGUGUAGAAUGCAAGCACGGACGGUUGUAUUUAUCUGCAGGGAGGUGGACUUGUAGGUUUUCAGCAAUCAAAUUUCAGAGCUUUGACAGCCUGUACUUGGCCAUAGACAGCCCAGCUGGCAUCUUCAUCUUGCAACAUGCCGGAGACAAGUUCCGCAGCACAAGUGGAGUCGAGACAGCGCAUAUGGGUGAGAACAUUGCUGUAAGAGCCCCGAAACGUGUCGUGGAUUGCCAUGAGGCAGCCCAGAUCGUGGUUGACAAGCUCGUGCAAACCGGAAGCAAACACCUUGCAACAAUUCACUUCCACGGCAGUGGCAUCUCCCAGCUGCCUACGGGAAAUAUGCCUGUGUGA